CUGUGCCCGAGCUCCUCUCAGUGGUUUGCUGGAGCCCCGUUCGGCCCUAAUAGGCGGUCUGGACUCGGACCGUAGGGGAGUUGGGACCCGGGCGGUUGGGUUGGUGGUCGGCGGCUGCGGCCGCGGUGGCAUUUUUCGGCCGAUUUGGCCUGUGGGGAGGCUGGGUCGGGGGUUGACGACGGCAGCGGUGGCGGCAUUGUGGGUGUUGGGCCGAGUCUGCGGCCACGUGGGGCAGCAGUGGCGAUCUAGCCUUCGGUGGGGGGGCGGUCCGGCCGGUAUUUGGGCUGAUUGGCCUGGAGGGGCCCCCGGGUGGGGGGAUUGUUCUAGGCUGCUGGUUGCUUGGGCUGCGAGCCCACUAGGGGGUGCUAGGGACUCCCUGGGAGGCUGUUGCCGGGCUGACAGGCCCGGGUGAUUGACAGCUCUUAGGGCUUUUUCCCUCUGUCUCUGUUGGGCCUUCUGGGUGUGGCUGCCUGGGAGGAGUGUGGCCUAGCACUGUGGGGUGUGAUCAGUGGGAAUGCUGCUUGUUUUGGAUUAGUCGAUAUAUCUAAUUAAAAAUAAAUAGAUAGAUAUAAAAUAAUUAAGUAAAUACAUAAAUAUAUAAAUAAAUUUAUUAAUUUAAUUAAAAAAAAAACCCAAACCAGUAGAGACAGAAGGAGUAUUGAACAAUUUCGUACGUAAUAAAAUCAAAUAAGGGUAGAGUGGUCAUGCCUCCCAGGAAGGCAAAAGGGAAAGCCGGGGGGAAGCCGAUCAAGCCUCCUAAGCGUCCUGCACCCCAGUCUUCAUCAUCGGAUGAGGAUGAUGGGGAAAUGACCCUCAUUAAGGGGAUGAUACAGCGGCUGGAGGCUUUGGAGCGGGCCAAGGCGCUGCCAUCAGAUAUGGGGGCAGGGCCUUCUGGUAAGGGGGGCAGAACUCGGACGAGGGGGGCCGCAAGGACUCAGUUAAUUGAUUCUUUAUCUGUUAGACUGAAGGCCAUGGAGGAGAGGCUAAGCGGCCCGAGUGAUGUGCCAGUGGUAGUUUUGGACGAGGCAGCAGUUCCGGGGGCGUUGCAGCAGGAGGAGUCUUCGUCGGCGGUGGAGAUGUCAGCUGUUGCUCAGCCGGUUGGACAGGUUUCGGGAACUGGCGCCGGAGGCUAUGCGGGACCCGGAGGUCAUGCCGGAAGCCCUGUGGAGGCUUGGCACGUAGCUGCGCGGCAGGCCAUCGAUGCCUCCUUGGCGCCCAGUACCAGGGUUAGUUAUCGGGCAAAGGUAGGGGCAUUCUCUACGUUUAGGAGACAAGAGGGCCUUGUGGAAGCAUGGCCUGUGCCUGUGGAACAUGUUAUGCAGUUCCUGGUGUCUCUUUUUAGGGCAGGUAAGGCGGUCUCGACCAUGGGAGGCUACGUCUCCGCUUUGGCCUUCGAGGCUCAAGUGCAGGGGGUGCAGGACACUACAGGUGAUCCUAGGGUUAAACGCAUGCUGGAGGGGUGGGCGCGGCAGCAGCCCAGGGGCCCGGAUAAAAGGAGGCCACUAACCUUGGACGUGGUGGUUGCACUGAUUCGCCAUUUACCUGUCUGUUGCUCUUCCCCUUGGGAAGCUACAUUAAUGAAGGCUGCCUCCUUGGUUUACUUUUUUGGGGCUUUUAGACCCAGUGAAGUUUUGCCAUGGGGUAGGCAUUCGCCUGUGGGGCGUUGCCUGCAGUUUGGGGAUUUGUCGUUUGAGGGUAGGGGAGUCACGUUGCUACUCCGUAGCUCCAAGACUGAUCAGGAGGGGAAGGGGCAGGUGAUUAGGCUCCAUGCUGCCUCGGACCCGGGAAUGUGUCCAGUGAUGGCCUUACGGCAGUAUGUAGCAGGUGGUCCCAAGGCAUCUGGGUGUUUAUUUGUCCAUGAGAGGGGGGAUCCUUUAACCCAGUAUCAGCUAUGGGCUGUUCUGAGGAAGGCUAUGGCCUGUGCUGGUGUGUCAGACUUGGGGUUUAGCCUGCACUCCUUUAGAAUUGGGGCGGCUACUACAGCCAGUGGCCUGGGUUUGGAGGCGAGGGAUGUGCAGAGGAUUGGACGGUGGAAGUCUGAUGCUUUUUUACGCUAUGUGCGCUAAAGCGGCACAGUUGCGGCUGUUUGUUACCUGUUUGUUCUUUUAACAGGUGCUGGCGGGGCAGCGGCUCCGGAGAAGGUGCUCCGGAGAAGGUGCUGGCGGGGCAGCGGCUCCGCUCCACAGGAGAGUACUCCUGUGUGGCCAUUCCUUGGUGUUUUGGGCAUACAAGAGGGCCAGCGCCUCACGUUUUGGGACCCAACUCGGUCUGGGACAGCAGUCCAGAGUGUCUUGGUUGGGUAUGCGGGGGAUGCUUUGGGGACAGUUACUCCCAACUCUGUUAGAUUAUGUUGAUAGGUGUUCCUGUCCGGAUAUUUUGGUCGUGCAUUUGGGUGAGAACGACUUGGGCAAGCGAUCAGGUCUCUCCAUCAUUCAACAAGCCUCUUCUGAUUUUUGGGUCCUUGCGGGAUAGAUUUCCAGGGAUGAGGAUUGUGUGGGUCGAGUGGCUCCAGCGCAGAGUUUGGCGCGGGGUGCACUCUCUAAGGGGGGUUGAACGAGCUCGACGUAAGGCGUCUAAGGCUAUUGGCCGGCUUGUUCUUGAGGAUGGGGGCUGGGUGUUGGCACAGCCCGGCCUGUCGGCUUCAUUGCCACACUUGUUUAGGCCUGACGGGGUCCACCUGUCUGUUCAGGGCUGCGAUUUGUACCUAUCCAAUAUUCAGAGGGGGCUUGGGGAAGUUGUUGGGGAGUGGUGGGGCAGGAAGGCCAAGCUAGGCUGACCUCGCUGUGUGGCAGGGACAGUGCAGGUUUUGGUGGGAAAUAGUUGGGUUUAACUUCGGUGAGCACCCUUGGGACGAGUUAAUUGGUGAUUGGUCAGUCGCUCCCAUGUGGCUUGUGCGGCCCAGGGAGGACAACUUGCCAUGAACCGGCUUCAGGACUUUGCAGAUCCUUGGGCUGCGCGGUCCGGGGUGUGCAAAGCCUAGAAGGUUCCAGACCCUCGAUUGGGGGUUGGUUGAAAGGAGACGGAUCAGGACAGUGCCUGAUGCUCUCCUGAGCCAGGGUGUGUCGCCCAAGCAUGGUCAGGGGUGGACUCGGGGUCCAAACCUGGCCAAUGCUAGGCCCCGCACUGUCUGGGUGGUUGAACAUCACUGUCAAGUUCGCUUGCUCACAGUUGAUUCUUGUAAUAAAGUUAUGACCAAUUCACCCAACAAAUU
Hemicordylus capensis (graceful crag lizard) is the source of this 3211-nucleotide messenger RNA. RefSeq lists its product as uncharacterized. The transcript has 2 exons. Lineage: Eukaryota; Metazoa; Chordata; Lepidosauria; Squamata; Cordylidae. The record is from RefSeq and is a predicted model, not a curated record. Gene Ontology annotation, molecular function: DNA binding. Bases 705 to 2066 code for a protein of 453 amino acids. Gene Ontology annotation, biological process: DNA integration; DNA recombination.